This is a messenger RNA of Pieris macdunnoughi, 1413 nucleotides long. Lineage: Eukaryota; Metazoa; Arthropoda; Insecta; Lepidoptera; Pieridae. The record is from the annotation of a GenBank genome assembly.
AUGUCGAAUGAAAUGGCGGUUGGUGAUAAGGUGUCAAAGGAUACUACUGUUUGUAGUGAUGAGGUUGUAGAAGAGGCUAUACAUACUGAACAGGCUUCACAACCCUCCUCGGAAGCUUUGAUGGAGGGAUCUCAGGAAGAAGCCAAGCCUGAAGAAGAAUCAAGCACAUCAAAUACUAAACUAUCUGAUGAUACAAAUGAAAAGAAAGAUGAUGAUGACCAAAAAUGCAAAAAGCGCAGGGCGUCUGCUGCCUUCAGUGAUGAACCAGACACAGAGUUUAAGGGAUUUGAACAGAGUGACUGUGACCUAACAGAGUUCAAUAAGAUUGUUGACGAGGAUUGGAAAUUUUUACGGAGAUAUUCAACAGAUGAAGACUUUAAGGGGUUUGAGUCUAUUGAAAAUAGCAGCUUGUCUGCUUAUUCUCAAAUUUUAGAUAAUUGGCAGGCUCAAGUAUCAGAGGCUGUAAAGCUUGUGACUCCGUUGAGAAAAGUUUUGACCUUAACAUUGAAGAUUCCAAAACAACCCAGACAAGACACAGAUAGUUCAAGACCAUCAUCAGCCCUAUCUUCAACAUCUGAAGGAGACGGAGCAACAGAUGCCUCCUCGUCCCCGGCCAACCGCGGUCGGCGACCCACAGUGGAGAUGUCUUCGCCGCUGCUGCGCGUGCCCUUGGAGCGAGGCUGGAAGCGGGAGCUCGUUUACCGCGCUGCGCUCGAUGCGCACUCGCGCCGCAACGCCGACAUCUACUACUACAUGCCAGGCGGGAAGAAGCUCCGGUCCACCAGAGAGGUGGCCGAAAACCUGUCGGGAAGCGGUCUCACUCUGGAGAACUUUUCGUUCUUCAAGGAACCUCUCGGUAUAGAUGACCCCGAAAAGGAAAUCAUUCGCGACGCCAAAGUGAUCCGUCGCAUGGAAUCUCCGGUGCCGCCGCCGACUCAGACGGUGGCGGACCUCAAGCGCACUCCCAAACCGACCAAAGGGGCCAGCCCCGAGCCCGCGGUGAAGUCGCCGCCCGCCAAAAUCAAGGUGAAGUCGAUCGGGUCCCGCCUCAACAACAACAGCGCUCCCUCCUCUCCGGCGACUCCGAAGCAGCCCAGACGCACAUCUCAGACGCAGCAUCCCGCGGACAACAACAACACGGCUUGGAAGAAACCUAGUGGAGAGUUAUUGUCGAGCGAUGCAGAGGCUCGGACUCCGUCACCGACGCGAAGCGAAGCGACCCGAACGAAAGCACGAAGUGUUUUUAAUGUACGCACGUCCGAAUUAAACGUUCGUAAAAUGCGGGGUCGCGUCGCUCCGUGUCGGUGGCGGUGUGCGCUCGUGCCUCGGGCAGUGGUGGAGAGAUGUGUGGCCGCAGGACGGCGCAGGCGCAGCUCGCCCGGCCUUCGCACGUCGACAAGCACGCUCAGGUAA